UGUAGCCAAUCGUUGGGCUCAGAAGCGAGCGGCUCGGAGCUCAGCCGCCCAGAAACGAGCUGAGCCUGGUAGGACGGAGAGGUGCACUGGUAGGCUGGAUUGGACAUGGCGGCUACUACCAUCGCCACCCAGAGGGGCCCGGUGUUCAUUGGAGAAUUACCACAGGACUUCCUUCGCAUUGUACCAACUCAGCAACAGCAGCAAGUGCAACUUGAUGCACAGGCAGCUCAACAAUUACAGUUUGGAAGUGGCGUGGCUACUAUGGGUAGACUGAGCAUCACUGUGGUACAGGCAAAACUGGCAAAAAACUAUGGAAUGACACGAAUGGACCCAUACUGCAGAAUACGUCUUGGAUAUGCAGUAUAUGAGACACCUACAGCACACAAUGGGGCAAAAAAUCCAAGAUGGAACAAAGUUAUUCAGUGCACUGUGCCACCUGGUGUCGAUUCAUUUUACAUGGAGAUAUUUGAUGAGCGAGCUUUUUCCAUGGAUGAUAGAAUUGCUUGGACUCACAUAACUAUCCCAGAAUUACUAAAAGAAGGCAAAGUAGUGGAUGAAUGGUACAGCCUUAGUGGGAGGCAGGGUGAUGAUAAAGAAGGAAUGAUCAACCUUGUUAUGUCCUAUGCAACGCUGCCGCCAAACAUGUUGGUGCAGCCACAGCCAGUAGUGCUAAUGCCCACUGUUUACCAACAGGGACUAGGAUAUGUGCCUAUUACAGGAGUGCCAACUGUCUAUGCACAAGGAAUGAUUCCAGUUGCAGCACCAACACAGGUAUCUGCUCCACAAAAUCUGUACAGCGAGGAAGAUCUCAAAUCCAUCCAGGAUAUGUUCCCUAACAUGGACAGAGAAGUGAUCCGCUCAGUGCUGGAAGCACAGAGGGGCAACAAGGAUGCAGCAAUUAAUUCUUUGCUCCAGAUCAACGAAGAAUCCUAGGAAUUUGUGCAGUCAAUGUCAGUAUUGCCAAGACCCCAUAUAACCGAUGUAUCUCUGCAUCAAAGACUGAGCUUUCUCUCUGCCGAUCUUUCUCAUUUACGAAUGCACGUGUCCAGUAAACAGCACAUUGUACAAAGUUUGUAACUGUAUUAAACAUAAAGAGCAUUCCAUAAUCCAAGUGCAUAUGCUUAAGUUCAGAAAGGCUGAUAAGUUCAUAUCUUGCGGUUAUCAUAUACCAAGAGUUGCCCUACUGAGCUUGGUUAAACUUGAUGCUUAUGUCUUUGAAGUACGUCUGUUGUGCAUUUGACAGCAUUUAAUGCUGAUUGUCCACCUGUCAAGUGCUUUGAGAAUUGUCUUAUUUCUUAGAGUUUAUUAAAAAUGUAUAUUAAUUGGAA
Carcharodon carcharias (great white shark) is the source of this 1328-nucleotide messenger RNA. It is a transcript of the gene tollip, whose product is annotated as toll interacting protein. The transcript is spliced from 6 exons. Gene Ontology annotation, biological process: ubiquitin-dependent protein catabolic process. Bases 106 to 933 code for a protein of 275 amino acids. The record is from RefSeq and is a predicted model, not a curated record. NCBI's taxonomy places the organism in Eukaryota, Metazoa, Chordata, Chondrichthyes, Lamniformes, Lamnidae. Gene Ontology annotation, molecular function: ubiquitin conjugating enzyme binding; ubiquitin binding. Gene Ontology annotation, cellular component: cytoplasm.